AAGAUAUUGAAUAAAAUUAUCAACAUCAAUGAAGAUUGUUCUGAGGAUACCUCCGUAGAAGAUCAAUAUGAAUUAAGCCAAAGCGAAGCUGACAGUGAAAGUUCUAAAUACACUGAAAGUGGAGAGACAGAAGGAUCUUCGGGUAGUGAAGAGGAAAACUUCUUGAAAGUGUGUCGCAACAAGAAAAAGAUGCGUAUUUUUUCUAGUUCUGAUUCUGAGAAUGAAAGGACGAGCAUUCCAAGCACAUCUCAAAAUGUAAUAGGUGAAACUGAAAUUGCAAUUGACGGGACACAGUGGAUAAAACUGAAAGCAGGCUGAUCCAGGGAAAAAAUGGACAAAAAAAUUGGGUUCGCCAGUGGAAGUACUCAACCCUCGGCUGCUCCACCGUCAGCACCCCCGUCUUAUGAGGAAGCUGUUGAAAAUGUACCUCCUAUAUCUCUUCAACCAAACAUUCCACCAUAUCCAGUAGGACCAUCAUCUAUGCCAAUUCCAACUCAUAAUCUGCCGCCGAAUCAGACAGCGAUGCCAUAUCCACCAAAUUAUUCAGGAUCCAGCAAACCUCCGCCGCAAUCGCAGACACCGUACAAUGCGAAUCCGAAUACAGUUCCUCCGCCAGAGUUCCGAGUUGUCUAUCAGUCAGUGAUUUUUUCCCUGUCUCCAAAUCCAACAAAAAUGACUUGUCCAACGUGUCAUGCCAGUAUUAAAACCACUACGAUGACUGAUCAUCAACGAUGCGCCCAUUUCUGUUGUAUCGCGCUUUGCAUAUUUGGAUGUUGCCUUUGCUCGUGUCUGCCAUACUGUAUGAGUAGCUUCAUGAGCGUUCACCACUUUUGUCCGAAAUGUAAAAGUUAUAUUGGUACAUGGAAGGGUUGAGCAGAUCGCGAUACACGUAUACUUAUAUAUCGUUACACGGUCUUCUAUGUAAUCGGAUACAGUGUAACAUUAUGAGGAGUAGACGAUAUUCCCUGCUUGUCGCGAAUUACGUUAAGAGAAAGAGCUAUUCGACGAGAUUGUCAUAGGUCAUAUCACAAGAUAACUAUAUAUGUGACGCUUAUUCUUUCAAGAUAAGAUAUGAAUGCAUUCUAUUAUGUGUGAUAGACUCGACAAUUGUAGAUUCCAUGUUGAUUUAUAUAUGAGGCAAUGUGAUUGAGCGUGUGCGUGUGGAAUUUACAGAUAGUGUGCGAUAAUAUUAUAAAGAUAUUUUCGAGCGUUGAACCUGCGAGCAGUAUUGUUCUCACUUGCAUUUGUCAUAUUCCAUAUAGUCUUAGAGACUUUUUUUAGAAAUGUUGAGUGAGAGAGGGAGAGAGAGAGACAGGAAUAAAUAGAUAGAUAGAUAGAAAGAGAGAGAGAGAGAGAGAGAGAGAGAGAGGGGGGGGGGAAGAAAUGCAUCUGGAAUGCAGAAGAGGUAAUGUCUCCCCUGUUUAUGCUAAAGAUCUUAUUUCUUUCAAUGUGUUUCACUUUAGCGAAUAAGAGAGAAGGGAACGAUUAGUUGAGAAUUGAGAGUGAGUAAAGGCAGAUCGUCCCACUUCCUGUACGCAACAAUGUUCGCGUAUUUUUAUUCUUGUAUUUUAUUGGUGCUUCCGGAACUUUAAGUGAAAUGAAUUCCUGAAUAUUAUAUAGAUAUAUAAACUAUCAUAUAUAUUUUUAUGCAGAUUGCAAAAGGAUUUGCACGAAAAGUAUCAGAAUUACAUUAGCGACGAAAAUAAUAACAAGAGAAUUUUGGUUCGUCUGUUUCUGUUUUCAGUUUUGUUCUUUGUACAAAUAUUUUAUAUCGAAUAUUAGAUAUUCACUUCUAGAAAAAGACUUUUGCGUAAAGGGAAAUUCUAAAUAAAAUUGAUGAUUUCCUGAAUAUCUUCGAACAUUCAUUGAUAUUCCAGAGAGACUAUACUGGAUACAAUAUUCCAAGUUAUUGCGAUUCACGUACUGUUUGAUGUUCCACGUGUUUAAGAUUAUCACUCAAGCGUUUCUAUGAUUUCAUUUAUGAGCACUACUGUUUUGUUCUUUUUAUAUACCAUAUCUAUGUCCUCUGACUUAACUAUGACGAUAUUAUAUCGCAAAUAACGUCAACGUUAUUGAUUUGGUUUUACGUGCUAUUUUCACGGCCAAUUUUUUAGCCUUUUAAUAUACACAUUUAAUAUAUACAUAUAUUUUAAUGUAUGACAUUUUAAUUGUACGUGUUUAACAUAAUAAAUUAUACUUUAGUUUUCAA
This is a messenger RNA of Bombus huntii, 2209 nucleotides long. RefSeq names its product lipopolysaccharide-induced tumor necrosis factor-alpha factor homolog. Gene Ontology annotation, molecular function: zinc ion binding. Lineage: Eukaryota; Metazoa; Arthropoda; Insecta; Hymenoptera; Apidae. The record is from RefSeq and is a predicted model, not a curated record. Bases 331 to 873 code for a protein of 180 amino acids. The transcript has 4 exons.